Solanum verrucosum is the source of this 629-nucleotide messenger RNA. RefSeq names its product Werner Syndrome-like exonuclease. Gene Ontology annotation, molecular function: 3'-5' exonuclease activity; nucleic acid binding. The transcript has a single exon. Bases 1 to 621 code for a protein of 206 amino acids. The record is from RefSeq and is a predicted model, not a curated record. Gene Ontology annotation, biological process: nucleobase-containing compound metabolic process. Gene Ontology annotation, cellular component: nucleus; cytoplasm. NCBI's taxonomy places the organism in Eukaryota, Viridiplantae, Streptophyta, Magnoliopsida, Solanales, Solanaceae.
AUGUAUUCAUCAUAUGGCAGCUCUAGCACUGGCACCACUUCAAAGUACUACAUUAAAUUUGAUGGACAAACAAUUGAAACAAAUGUGACAAACAAAGCUGCUGUUGCCAAUGAAUGGGCCAAUGCAAUGCUCUCCAAGUAUUCUGGAAGGCAAACAGUUGUGGGCUUAGACAAUGAAUGGAAGCCCACUUUUAGUCCAUACACUAGCAACAAAUCAGCCACACUCCAACUCUGCAUCGACAACACGUGUCUCAUAGUCCAAUUGUUUUAUUUGGACGAAAUCCCACAAACUCUUAAGAAUUUUUUGGGUAAUCCUAAUUUCACAUUUGUUGGUGUUGAGGUUGCUGAGGAUAUCCUUAAACUGAAAAAUGAGUAUGGUUUGGUUUGUACUAGUCAGGCUGAUAUUCGUGAUGUUGCUAAGAAUAAAUGGCCUGGUCGAUUUUCACGUCCAGGAUUGAAGGAUCUUGCUAAUGAAAUUUGUGGUCUUUAUAUGCCUAAGCCAAAACAUGUUUGUCAAAGCAAUUGGGAGGCAAGUGUUCUUAGUGAGGCACAAGUUGAAUAUGCUUGUAUUGAUGCUUAUGCUUCCUACAAGAUUGGACACAAGCUUCUUAUGGAAAAUUGAAGCUGUUU